AUAAGGACAACAACCAUAAUAGCCACCAUUUGUUGACCGCUUACUCUGUGCCAGGCACUGUGUUAAGCGCUUUGCAGGCAACAACCUUCGGAGAUGAGGUCAAGGCUGGUAAGCGGCAAUGCUGGGAAUCCACCAGGAGAAACUGACUUUAAAGCCAUGUUCCCAUCACCCAGUACGUACAAGCUGAUACAACUGAACAGAAGAGCCUAACUUUUCAGGGUUGUAUUGCUGGUGAACUGGUCCCCAGAACAUGGGCUCAAUUCCCAGCUUCUCAGGAGCAAACUCUCCAGGAGGCCUGGAGGCUAACAGUCAUGUGACAGCCUGGAGGGUCAGAACUUCACUCUCCGGGACUAUGUCAACUGGGUCAGGAGAUGGCAGAAAAGCCACACGCCUGCCUGCCCGCCCACACCAGGUAAGCAAACAGCUGCUCCCUCAGCUUCAGUGUGUGCCCUUUUCCCACCGUGGCACUGAGAGAGCCAUUUCAGUGACACCCCUGGCUUAGCUGCAACGACAUCUCUGCUUCUUAAAGGCCUUUUGGUUCCUGAGCUAAUUAAAAGCCCCAGACAGCAAGGACACACUUAAUCCCAUUAAUGACUUCUGACCAGGAAACAGUGUGCCCAGCCCUCUGAGGGAGUGUCUUUCUGAACCACCUCCAUUUGUUCAGGUGCCUGGUGAUUGUUUAUCAGCCCUUUCAAGAGAUUAAGCUGUACUCUGGAACUGGCCGCUUAGGUAAUGGACCCAGGGGGUCUGGGAGUGUCCCAUGACCACGAAGCAUGCUGCCAGCCAGCAUCCUGGUUUAUGCCAACUCCGUGGCCACUGUUCUCCAAUCUCUUGCUCUUCAGAGCAAUUAGGGGGACGUGAUUGAUGAGGAGAGGGGUCCUAGCCUCAUCUUUGCUGCUCACCUGGCCCUUUCACACACAGGAAAGGCGGAUACAGUUCUUGCUGUGAGGGAUCUUAGAGUCCAGUUAGGGUCAUGGACAAUUGAGCAAAGAUAAUAGCACAUUAAAUUCACCCCAAUGGAUGUAAGCACACUAUAUCCUGUGAGUGUGUAGUGGUGGUAACUGCUUCAACCUCGGGGUCAAGGAAGGCUUCCUGGUGGAGGAGACGUGUGAAAAUCUCCGCAUUGAGAGGAGAUUUGUCGAGGGGCCUAUGAGAUGGGAUUCCCUGACUUUGGAUUUGGUUCAGGUUCUAGCAUAAGGCAGCAAAAGUGGGAAUAACUCAGCUCCCUUGUGAAGUUAAUAGGAGAGUGGCUGGCAAAGCCUUACCAAAAUGCCGAGGUUCCAGAAAUAGUUAUUGCCUCCGGGACGAUUUUGCUUCAAGCCCCAGUGUAGAGCGUUCAGAAAAGAAAUUGGCAAAGACUAGCUCUUCUCUUUGAAAGAGUCCUCUUUAAAAGAGGAGGGACGAUUCCUCAGGCCACUCCCUCUUCUCAUUAAUAUGAGAUUAUCGUGAAUAUUGAUGUGGGGGCGUGGCGCCUCGGCCAGCUGGGCUAACCAGCCCGGGGUUCCCGGUUUCACAGAGGAAAGUGACAGAAGCCGAGCAGAGGGGACACAGAGAGCGGAGCGCCUGGUAGCCACCCAGUCUCGGGGGAGCUCACAGCUCUCAGCCCCACUCCCGGGAUCCCCAUGGAAGCCAGCUGUGCCCCCGGAAGAGCAGGAGGAGGAGGAGUCGGCUAAAUGCCCGCGGUGCGCCCGGGGCCCCUGAGCCCAGUCCGCUCCGCGCCGCUGCCCUAAGGCCCCCACGCCCCCGGCGCCCCCUACCCGGGGCUGUGCCGCCUCCGCCCGCCCCUCCCUCGGGGCUUUCCCCCCGGACCUGCCCCCGCCCGCGUGCCAGAGCUCAAGCAGGAGCUCUGGGCCGGGCGCGCCGCCGCCCUGGAGUAAGGGAAGCCCAGCCGAAGAGGGUCUCCGGAGCCGGCCGCGAUGGACGCUGUGUUGGAGCCCUUCCCGGCCGACAGGCUGUUCCCCGGAUCCAGCUUCCUGGACUUGGGGGAUCUGAACGAGUCGGAUUUCCUCAACAAUGCGCACUUCCCUGAGCACCUGGACCACUUUGCGGAGAACAUGGAGGACUUCUCCAAUGACCUGUUUAGCAGUUUCUUCGAUGACCCUGUGCUGGACGAAAAGAGUCCUCUACUGGACAUGGAACUGGACUCCCCCACACCAGGCAUCCAGGCCGAGCACAGCUACUCCCUGAGCGGUGACUCGGCGCCUCAGAGCCCCCUUGUGCCCAUCAAGAUGGAGGACACCACCCAAGACGUGGAACAUGGAGCAUGGGUGCUGGGACACAAACUGUGCUCCGUCAUGGUGAAGCAGGAGCAGAGCCCGGAGCUGCCCGUGGACCCUCUGGCUGCCUCCUCGGCCAUGGCUGCUGCUGCCAUGGCCACCACCCCGCUGCUGGGACUCAGCCCCCUGUCCAGGCUGCCCAUCCCUCACCAGGCCCCAGGAGAGAUGACUCAGCUGCCAGUGAUCAAAGCCGAGCCCCAGGAGGUGAACCAGUUCCUUAAAGUGACACCAGAGGACCUGGUGCAAAUGCCUCCGACGCCCCCCAGCAGCCAUGGCAGUGACAGCGAUGGCUCCCAGAGUCCCCGAUCUCUGCCCCCUUCGAGCCCUGUCCGGCCUAUGGCCCGCUCCUCUACGGCCAUCUCCACCUCCCCGCUCCUCACCGCCCCUCACAAAUUACAGGGGACAUCAGGGCCACUGCUCCUGACAGAGGAGGAGAAACGCACCCUGAUUGCAGAGGGCUACCCCAUCCCCACAAAACUCCCCCUCACCAAAGCCGAGGAGAAGGCCUUGAAGAGGGUCCGGAGAAAAAUCAAGAACAAGAUCUCAGCCCAGGAGAGCCGCCGUAAGAAGAAGGAAUACGUGGAGUGUCUAGAAAAGAAGGUGGAGACAUUUACAUCAGAGAACAACGAACUGUGGAAGAAGGUAGAGACCCUGGAGAAUGCCAACAGGACCCUGCUCCAGCAGCUGCAGAAACUCCAGACUCUGGUCACCAACAAGAUCUCCAGACCUUACAAGAUGGCCUCCACCCAGACUGGGACCUGUCUCAUGGUGGCAGCCUUGUGCUUCGUUCUGGUGCUGGGCUCCCUUGUGCCCUGUCUCCCUGAGUUCUCCUCCAGCUCGCAGACUGUGAAGGAAGACCCCAUGGCCACUGACAGCGUCUACACAGCCAGUCAGAUGCCCUCCCGAAGCCUCCUGUUCUACGAUGAGGGGCCAGGGUCCUGGGAGGAUGGCCGAAGCGCCCUGCUGCCUGUGGAGCCCCCAGAUGGCUGGGAAAUCAAGCCCGGGGGGCCAGUGGAGCAGCGACCCCAGGACCACCUGCAGCAUGACCAUCUGGACGGCACCCAUGAGACCACCAAGUACCUGAGCGAAGCCUGGCCAAAAGAUGUCGGUGGAAAUGGCACCAGCCCCAACUUCUCCCACCCCAAGGAGUGGUUCCAUGAAAGAGAUCUGGGCCCAAACACCACCAUCAAGCUCUCCUAGGCUGUGCCAAGACCCAGGACACAGGACGAUACCCCCUGGCACCCAGAAGAGGGGUUGUCUUGCUCACUAACCCGGAUCCAGCUUGUACCCCUGCCUCCUGGGGUCCCAUCCCACUUCUUCCCAGUCCUCCUUUGCCCCAGAUCUUGACUGGGGCUGCUCCUCUCCACCCUGUCACGUUUGGACUAUUCCCUUGGGCUAACCACUCCAUUCUCACCCCUUCCUCCCACAACCAUCCGUCCUUCUCAGAUAAACCACUCACUGGGCUGCCCCGCUCCUUUCUCAUAAUGACCAUCACGACCACUGCCUCCCUGCCCCACAUACACACACAAACACACACACACGUCAACAUGCACACACACACACACCCACACACCCACCCACACACACACACACCCACACACACACACACCCCUCAUCCCCACCCACUGUACAGAGACCAAGAACAGAAAUUGUUUGUAAAUAAUGAACCUUAUUUUUUAUUAUUGCCAAUCCCCUAAGAUAUUGUAUUUUACAAGUCUCCCUCCUACCGUCACCCCUCCCUUGUUUUAUAUUUUAUGAAGUUAGUGCGGGCUUUGCUGCUCCCUGGCCAGGGAAAGAGAGUUCCCCCCUCACCUGGCCUACCCCUGCUGCUGCCCAAGCCCCUGGACCUUUUUAAUUGCCAAACUGCUUCAUUCAUCAGCUCAGCAUAUGCUUUAAGAAGGCAAAAG
This is a messenger RNA of Hipposideros armiger (great roundleaf bat), 4183 nucleotides long. It is a transcript of the gene CREB3L1, whose product is annotated as cAMP responsive element binding protein 3 like 1. The coding region runs from base 1917 to 3476 and encodes 519 amino acids. The record is from RefSeq and is a predicted model, not a curated record. Gene Ontology annotation, molecular function: cAMP response element binding; DNA-binding transcription factor activity, RNA polymerase II-specific. Lineage: Eukaryota; Metazoa; Chordata; Mammalia; Chiroptera; Hipposideridae. Gene Ontology annotation, biological process: regulation of transcription by RNA polymerase II. The transcript is spliced from 14 exons.